Ectocarpus sp. CCAP 1310/34 is the source of this 2805-nucleotide messenger RNA. The record is from the annotation of a GenBank genome assembly. Lineage: Eukaryota; Phaeophyceae; Ectocarpales; Ectocarpaceae.
AUGCCCUUUCCAUCGCAUCAACUGGGUGCACUGAUGGCGGCCAGCGGCGGUGACAGCGGCGGCAGUGGAACCAACAACGGCUAUCCCGAUGUGGCAGCAAUGGACGCAACCGGUCUUGGACUGUGGGGCUGGUGUUUUCCGAGCCCAACUCCUAUUAUGGGAGCAGGAGUAGAAGGGAGGGCGCCUAUUUCGGCAGGGGCGGGGGCGGGAGCGAGAGCGGGGGGGACGAUUUUGGCCGGUGUGCCGGGCCUCGGCAGCGUUGGCAACUUCCAGGCUCUUGCGACCAGCCCCGCCGCCACCCUAGCCGCCGCUGGACCGCAGCAGUACCCAAGACCAAUGCCACGGGGACAGCAGUUUCUGGAGCCGGGGGAUGUAAGGCCACCGAAUGUUGCUGGGGCGUGGGGGGGCGUCUCAAGGAUCAACAACGCUGGCGGUGGGGUUAGCAGCAGCGAAGGAGAAGUGGCCGGGCUAGGAGUAGGCGAGCUUGGCGCUGCGGCACACUCGGGGGGUACGGAGCAGCAAGAAGGCUCCGUGGGGUCGGGAGGGGACCGGGGAGGAAGCUCGACGUCGUCGUCUAACCCAUCGGAGCUCAAGAGGCAGGAGCGGAACGCGCGGGAGCAGCGAAGAUCACUUAUGACGUCUCGUCAAAUCGACAAGCUCCGCAAGCUCCUGCAGGAGUGCGGCAUACAGACCAAGGCCAACAAGAGCAGCGUCCUCUCCGAGGUGGCGAGCUACACGGCUCAGCUCCAGCAGCAGAUCGAACAGCUAGAAGAAGAGCGCGCGCGAUGGAUGGCCGAAACCUCGGACGUUCCGGAAGUCGGCCGGCAAGAUCCAAAUGGCGGGACGAUCGACUGCAAGCAGGUUUUCGCACACGCUAGCGUGGCGUUGGCGAUGGCCACCGUGGAAGGACGCCUGAUCGAGAGCAACCUGCAGUUCGAGGCGCUGAGCGGCCAUCGCAACGAGGAGCUCAAGCAGCUGACCCUUCUGAGCCUCACGGCUCCGUCAGAACUUCAGGAGACUUUCCAGCGUUUGUCGGCAAUGCUCACAGACGGAACGGGAAAGGCUCCAGAGCACGUGCUUUCGAAGGCGGUGUUGAAGAACAAAGACCAAGAUCUAUCCCUCUCCUUAACCCUGGUCCGAGACGCCCUCGGUCGGCCCAAGUACUUCCUGUGCUCCCUUCUCCCCAACACUCCCGCGGCAUCACCUCCCUUGUCGACCGUCCCUGGACCACUUGCAAGCGGCGGCCUCCUCCCCGGCCCCGGCGACGCUGCAUGUGCUGGCGGUUCUUCCGAUUGUGCUUCCGAUGAUGCUGCUUCUUCGAGGCGUGCCUCCGGUGGCGGCGGCGGCGGCGGCAUGGAUGCUUCUUCUACAAGCGAAUACGGCGGCGGCGGUGCGCCUCCUCCUCCUCCUCCUCCCGCCGCUGCCGCCCGUGGACCGGUGGGUUCGUUACCCGACGCAUCCGCCGCCGUGACUUCUUCUGCGGAGGGCGGAACUACAACAAAUGAUACUGCCGCUGCUGCUGCUGCUGCUGGAAGUGCCGGUGACGCAAAGUCGAGUGUGUCCACAACGGGUUCACACAGUGGCGUGAACCCAUCCCUCACGCCGGCGGCAGCGGAGCCCGGGGGUAUAUCUGUAUCUACUGCGGAUGACGAUGAUGCCGAUAUUGCUUCCACGUCUACUGCUGCUGCUGCUGCUGCUGCUGCUGCUGCUGCAGACACUGAAAGCAUUAACGGUUGCAGCUCCGGCUCGGACGGCGACGUGGGGUCCAUGAUGAUGUCCAGCCGCGAAGUUGUCGAACUCGUCGAGGUGUUUGAAAGCAGCCGUGGUGGCGACAGCAGAGGCAAGGACGACAUGGCGGCCAAGAGGAGAUGAAAACGUCCACCAGCCACAACCAAUACGCUUGGUUUUUGAUGUGGCAAAAAUAUUUGAUGUGCAAGGGCUUAUGUUAUCUGGGUGACUUGAUUUACGCGCGGAGUUGGAGUAGCAAAAACGAUGGCGAGAGUCCGCCGCGCCGUGACUCGCCACCUAGGCUGGGCGUGUCGUAAUUUUGGGUUGGGGUUUUGAGGGCAACGAGGGGAGAGAGGAGACAAACGAACGAGUCGAAUUCAUUUUGAGUGAGGGCAGGGCCAUGAUAUGUACCCUUACCCAUCCCAACUCCGCCAUCCAGUCCCACGCACUUAGUAGGGUGUUCGUGGUUCAUGGUUAUUAUUUUUACUGCUCUGAUCCGGGGGCUCGUAGCCUGCUUGGUCGUUGGAGCUGUCUAUAAUCGUGUGCAAACCGCUGCCGUCAUCGUCGAUGUUUCGGCGACUCGCGAUUUGUCGGCUGCUUGCUGUUGAUCAUUACGGCCAACCAGGUUGUGGGAGAGAUUUCCACCCGCCCGCAAACACCGUCCGGAUUGAUCGAAGUGGAUGGUGAUAGCUUCUUUCGUGCUUACGCUUGUGACGACGCGGAAAACGGUUUAGGAUUGCAGGAGAAGAUGCAGGCAUUUGAAUGAAUCGAAAAUUUACUUGGGGUCUAGUGUUGUUUACUCAGUACAAAAGUAGAUAGUAGGUGGGGACCUGCACGUCACAGCCAGCAGUUAUUUUACUUCGAGGUUCUUAAUUUCUGUUUUCAUUUUCAAGCUAUUGAAGUUACAUAACUGCAACUGAAUUCAGAACAGAAGCGAGCGUUGCCUCGUACGGCUGAUAGGUUAAAAGUGCAGCCGAUUGCAUGGACGUAUUAGCGUAUUAGCUGUUACCCUGUUGUGGUCUCCUUCAUUCAUUUGCCAUCAGGCACCGAAUCUAUCUUGGGAAUACUCAAAUAGUC